Molecule: messenger RNA, 2480 nt
Organism: Silurus meridionalis
Lineage: Eukaryota; Metazoa; Chordata; Actinopteri; Siluriformes; Siluridae
Gene: ddx28
Product: DEAD (Asp-Glu-Ala-Asp) box polypeptide 28
Exons: 1
Coding region: 300-2000 (566 amino acids)
Biological process (GO): mitochondrial large ribosomal subunit assembly
Cellular component (GO): mitochondrion
Molecular function (GO): nucleic acid binding; ATP binding
Source: RefSeq, a predicted model, not a curated record
ACUCGGUUAAAUCCUAACUGUCUCCUUCCUCCCUAUAUAAGUGCACUUCAUAGGUUACGACGUGAUGGCACUUUUGGGCAGAAUGAAGGGCACUAGGUGUGGAUUUGGAUUUUUUUCUACCGAUUCAUGUGAAUACUGUUUGGUGGAUGAGUGGAUGGUGAGCGGUGAAUAAAUAUGGCUGUUUACCGGUGAGAACUCGCCUCGUAUUAGAGAUCAAGUGCAAUUGAGUGUUAGCUUGUUCUGAAAUGUCACGUUAAAUCUUCCUUAGCUAGCCGAUUUAGUGUGAACGACCUGUCAGAAUGCACAGCGUGAAGUCCACGUGCUUUGGCUUGCUCGCUUCCAGGCAGCUGUUCAGCCAAAAUACUUUCAUUUCCGGUUUUGGCCGUGGUGCGGUUUGUGUGCAGGAUUUAUUCUGUAGUAUUGGUGGAUGCAGGACAUCGUCGGCGACGUCUGAGCCGGUGAUAAUCCGCGUCCCGAGGCGCCUGCAGAACCGCUUGGACAGCGUGAAGCAGGUGAAACGCAAAACCCUUGCUCAGGUGGCCACUGUAAAAGCUGGUAGGCUUCUGAUAAAGAGCAAAAACCCCACGCUGAAUCAGUCUGUCAGUUACACCCUGGGCAAGUUUGAAGAGCCAGUUCUCACGUCAAAGGGAUGGAAUAAUAACAAAUCAUUCGGGGACUACUUUAUCAUCAACAGCACCCAGAGUGCUCCUCCGUUCCUCCCUGAGUUGAAAGAGGAGAAUAAACAGGAUGGAAGUGAACACAGAAGAACCUUCAGUCAUCUCCGUCUUUCCCCACAGCUGGUUGAGAUACUGCAGAUUCACAAUAUCGUUCAUCCUACGAUUGUGCAGUUGCAGACCAUACCCAAACUGCUCCGGGGUCACAACAUCCUGUGUGCUGCUGAGACAGGCAGCGGGAAAACGCUCGCCUAUCUUCUGCCCAUUAUCCAAAAAUUGCAUGCGGAGAUGCCUCAGAUGGAGUACGGGUCAGAACAAAAGACACAAGCGGUGGUUCUCGUGCCUUCGAGAGAGCUAGCUGAGCAGGUGACCUCAGUGGCCAGGACUAUGAGCCAACCAUUCGGGUUCAAGGUUAAAGUCGUAGGUGGAGGAAGAGGAGUCGGGAGCAUCAAAGCAGCUUUUAGCUAUGGUCAGCCUCACGUUCUGGUUGCUACACCUGGCGCUUUGCUCAAGGCGCUCUGGAGACGCUUUUUGGAUUUGAGUGCACUGCGGUUUAUGGUAAUAGACGAGGCGGAUACAAUGUUUGACCCCAGCUUUGUAGACAUGCUCGAGAAGAUCCUUCGGCAAACCCAGAUCGCUGCAAACCCCUCAGAGAUAACUGGACAUCCUCGAAAAGCACAGCUGGUGGUUGUGGGUGCUACUUUCCCUGGAGGGGUUGGCGAGCUACUGGGUAAAAUGACUGACCUGGGGAACCUGCUGACGGUUAAGAGCCGGAUGUUACAUUAUUUAAUGCCACAUGUCAAGCAGACCUUCAUAAAAGUAAGAGGCACUGAGAAGGUUCUGGAGCUUCAUCAAGCCUUGAAGGAGGCGGAGCCUGAACGGAAAGGUGUUUUGGUGUUCUGCAAUUCGGCUGCCACUGUUAACUGGCUUGGUUACACACUGGAAGAGAUGGGCUUUCGUCAUGUACGUCUUCAGGGAGAAAUGCCUGCCUCGAUGAGGGAAGGAAUCUUUCAGAGCUUCCAGAAAGGCCAUGUAGAUGUUUUGGUUUGUACCGAUAUCGCUUCCAGAGGACUCGACACGCAUAGAGUGGGGUUGGUCAUUAAUUAUGACUUCCCAGAGUCCCAUACAGACUACAUCCACCGAGCAGGCCGUGUAGGCAGGGCAGGUUCCCCAGGUGGUGGACAUGUUCUGAGUUUCAUCACUCAUCCCUGGGAUGUGGAGUUGGUGCAGAGCAUCGAGACAGCAGCCAGGAGACGAAUGUGUUUACCAGGAAUGGAGACAGAGAUUCGGAAUCCAGUCAAAACAUUACCCCAGGAAAGCAAAUGAUCUCAAAAUAACUAAUUUCUACUGCAUUUGAUAGGUAAAAUGUGUAAUAUAUUGGAGUGCAGAUGCACCACUAUAAUUCUGCUGGGUUAUGAGAAUAAUAUACCUCUUGUAAAGUGAAUGCAUAAAAAUGUAUUUCAAGAUGUUGAAAAAAAAGGCACUGAUCUGUUUUGUAACAGGCAGAUGGAAAAGAUCUUUCUAAUGCAGUCUCCAAAUCACAGUAUACUACUCUCAUUUAUGCUCAUUUAUUUCAAAUGUUAAUCGUACAUAAUGAAACAUCUCAAAUGCAGCAAAUGUUUUGUGGCUAGAAAUGUAAUUCUUCUGCCUGUAAUGUAAAGGGUGUACAAACGUUUGCACAUAAUUAUAUUUAGCAAAUGUGCUUUGUAAUAUUUAGAUGAAUAAGAAUUACAGAUUUUUUUAAAUUUUUUAUUUAAUUUUUUUACACAAGUUGAAUAAAAAAAGUGAAAUGAUUGUGAUAGAACA